UUUCUUUUUCUCUCUUUUUUAUUUAAUAACGCAAGUUUCUAUUUGGAUGUACCCUGAGGCCUGCAGAACACUUGCAAUACUGAUUCAGGAGAUGGAUACUAAUCAUCAACUGCCCAUUGUUCGAGGUAUUGAGAGAAACAGGAACCAUUUCACGUUCCCCUCUGUUUUGAGGUUCCUUUUCGGUAGGACUUGAAAAAUUAAAUGGAUGGAUAAUUUGGGUGGAAACAAAUGAUGCCUGCUCAGUUCCUCCAACCAAGGGACAUCCAAUAUGCUAGAAGAGGGUUUGAUCUGUGGCUUCAAUGAACUUGGUUAGCAAGGGAUGCUUAGAAGCAUUUAAUUGCUGAUUGCAUUUUGUAAAGGGAUCCUAGUGCUCUUCUCAUAUCUUGGCAUGUCAAGUCGUUCAGCUAACCUUGCUGGGGCCUUUUCUUUUUGAUUGGGUAGCUUCUUUGUGCCAACCCAACUUGCAACUUUGGUUCCAUUGUAGAUUUUUUUUUUUUUUUUAAUUUCCUUCUGGAAUCUAGAAUCUCUAAUGUUCUUUAUGUCUUUGUUGUAAUGGGUCUUAGACUUUGAAAUCCUGUAACAAAACAUAACUAGGUCUCUAAAUGCGCUGAGUAUUUGAUCCAAUUUGAAUACUUAGUGUCAUUAUCAUUGAAUUAAGGGGUCUAUCAUUGAAUUGGUGUCAUUAUCUUCAAAAUUCUGUGGGUGGUCCAGUCUUGUGGCGUAGUGUUUGGGUCUAUUGUUCAGAUUAAACAUUUCGUUUAAUCUGGCAAAUUUUCUGUAUGCCAUGAUGUAUAGGGGCUUUGUUAUUCCUGCAACACGGUUUGUAAGUUAUUCCUUUAGUAAUAUAUUUCAUUUAUUUGCUAAAACAAAAUUCUAGUAGGCCUUUGAUUGUAGCCAUAUGGUUUUUACGGUUUGUUGCUUGAAAAUGGAUGCAGUUUAUUAUUAUUAUCAUGAGAGAAACCUGUACUGGACAGGAAAAAGAACUUAUUGAAAAGCAUAAUCUCUGGCUUAAUGAAGAGUUAACGACCAAAGUUAACAGCCUCAUUGAACUUCGCCGAACACAUACUGAAUUCGAGGCAGAUAUGUCUGCUAAGCUUGCUAAUGUUGAGAAAAAAUUUAAAGAUUGUUCAAUCUGUCUAAAGUUGCAUAAAAAGAGAGUUAGGGAACUUGAAAGGAAAUUGACAUCUUUGCAGGAGGAGUUAUGCUCCACCAAAGAUGCUGCUGCUGCUAAUGAAGAGCGCUACUCUGCUGAAAAAUCAACUUGCCACUUGCGACAUCAGAUGGCCAAUCUGGUGCAGGAAUAAGCACAGAAACAGCUGAAUGGGCAAUGCAAGACACAUUUGAGUCAAGUCGACAAUGAUUACAAAGAGAAACUUGAAGCAUCUGCCAGAAAAGACUUUGAAAAGGUCUGGUAUUUUGUUGUUUUGUUCAUGUAAAUAAAUAUUUAAUGGUGCAUUUGGAAGCAUGCUUAAACUAUGUUCCUGAACAUUUGGGGGCCACCACCUUUGGAUAAGUAUGGCAUUUGGAAAGCUUAGAAAGAGUAAUCCACAUUAUGGUUGCUAUCUUUUUCUGGUUGAUAUUGGUAUUCGGUAUUCCAUUCAUUCCUGUAGGACAUGAAAUGGUCUUUUCUUCA
Molecule: messenger RNA, 1633 nt
Organism: Magnolia sinica
Lineage: Eukaryota; Viridiplantae; Streptophyta; Magnoliopsida; Magnoliales; Magnoliaceae
Product: nuclear-pore anchor-like
Exons: 5
Coding region: 930-1304 (124 amino acids)
Biological process (GO): mRNA export from nucleus
Cellular component (GO): nuclear pore
Molecular function (GO): structural constituent of nuclear pore
Source: RefSeq, a predicted model, not a curated record